AUGGCGCAAAUGAACGAAUAUGAUUAUGCUCGAGAAAAAGAAGAAUCCGAGCGGCAGAGCAGCAGCAGCGGCGGCGGCAGUGGGUCGUUCAAAUUCAACGUGGCGGCGCCGGAGUUCGUCCCCGCCCCCGCCGCCCCCAUAACCGGCUACUUCUACCCGUGCUUCCCGUCUAUCGACGGCGGCACGGGCAGCUGGAUUUACGUCUCUGAUCCAGAAAUGCCAAUCCCUUUGGCCGUUCAGCCUCGGCCUAACGGCAAAGGCGCCGCCUCCGCCCACAUUUCUCCGCACCACCACCCUAAAGAAGCCGCUCUCUCUGAGGAGCUCAAGCAGAAGAUCAUCAAACAAGCGGAAUACAUGUUCAGCGACAUGAGCAUGCUCGCGAACGAAACCCUCGUAAAACACGUGAAUAAGGAUCCGGAAGGCUACGUGCCUAUAAAUUUCGUGUCGACGCUGAAGAAGCUGAAAUCGUUGAACGUGAACAAUCAGAUGGUGGCGCAGGCUAUCCGUUUCUCGACCAAACUGAUCGUGAGCAGUGAUGCGAAGAAGGUUAAACGAAAGCAUCCGUUCACGGAGAAAGAAAAAGAGGAGCUGCAGUUGAGAACUGUCAUUGCUGAAAAUCUCCCUGAUGAUCACUCUCAUCAGAAAAUCGAGAAAAUGUUCAAUGUGGUCGGAAAUAUAAAGUCGAUCCGCAUUUGCCAACCACAGGAGCACAGUUCGUCGCGGUCUUCAAAGGGCGAUAUAGUUAUCAGCAACAAGCUUCACGCCCUGGUGGAGUAUGAGAAUGCAGAGACAGCGGAGAGAGCAGCAGAGAAGCUCAACGACGAAAGGAACUGGAGAAAGGGGAUGCGAGUUAGGGUCAUGCUCAAGCGCUCGCCUAAGUCUGUGCUCAAGUGCCGCAAGUCAGAAUUCGACGUGUCUUUUGAAGACGAAGAUUCCUCCUCCCGCCUAAGCAACUCAGAAACUGAGGCGGAUGAGAAUGGAGCGACGCUGAAGAGGAGCUGGUCGAAAAACAGAGGAAAGGGGAAGCAGCCGCAGCUGCAGGCGACGCGUAGUCUGCCAGCAACAUCGUCGCACUUUGGCAACAACUUCCCGGCUAAGGGGCCGAGGAUGCCCGAUGGGACUCGAGGUUUCACCAUGGGGCGGGGAAAGCCGCUUGCCAUCCAAGUUUGAAUCACAGGAUUUCAAUUCAUUAUAGAUAGGACCAAGCUUGAUCCUUUUUCAAGCAAAGAAUGUUUGCUUUUUAGGUAAAAUAGAUGGCUAGGUUUUGCUUGCAAGAGACCACCUUAUGUUUUCAUUAACUUAAUACUCCUACUUUUCAUAUUUGUAUUUAUUUGUUUA
Molecule: messenger RNA, 1338 nt
Organism: Salvia hispanica
Lineage: Eukaryota; Viridiplantae; Streptophyta; Magnoliopsida; Lamiales; Lamiaceae
Product: la-related protein 6C-like
Biological process (GO): RNA processing
Cellular component (GO): ribonucleoprotein complex; nucleus
Molecular function (GO): RNA binding
Source: RefSeq, a predicted model, not a curated record